AUGUCCUCCAAUGUUGCUCGCCAUGCACCCGCGAAGUCAGAGACAAAGCGACCCAAGCGAGUUUUGACCAGCACACGCAAGAGCAGACAGCAACGGGAAAACAUCGAAAACACCUUGUCCGCGUCGCACUCUUCAAUGACCCUUGCAAACCUCCCUAUCCAGAAGCAGUCCACCCAGAUCAGGAAACGGCUCUUAACCGAAUGCCAGUCUAACGCCGCCCUGACCCCUGGAGAUCGAUUGUCCAAUAAGCGACAAAAGCUACUCCUCGAUGAUCCUCCUCGACCCGACUCCGCUGGCCCCUCUUCCUCUGUUCCUCCUCUCCAUCGCACCCUUUCUGACAAGUCCUCCUACCUCAACCAAGCCCCCCUGCACGAACUCAGCCCCGAUGCAAAGUCCCACUCCACCUCGGCCUUCUGGAAACGACCCUCUCAGCUUCUUCGCACUGCUUCGGACAGCGACGCUGAUGCUGAUGACGAGGACGAUCCACUUCAAAGGAUUACCUCUCCAGCCGCAAAGCCCCAAGCAUUGGCUCAGAGCUCUGCAAUGUCCGCCAAAGGGGAUCCCGAUCACCCCUCAACUCUCAAGAACAGUCUCCAGCCAAUUGUCAGUAAGACUCUCAAGCAGAGUCCAUCGCCCCCUAGUCACCAGUUCCUUUUCUCUAUGGAUGAUGAUGAGCUUUUUGGGAGCGACACCACCUUGACCAGCCCCGAGGAUGACUCUGAUGAUGACGUCACUGGGCCUUCACACUCUACGACCAAGGUCGAGCGUACUCGCUCAACCAAGCGCGAGGUGCCUUUUUCUAUCAGGACCCGUAGCAAGAGGGCCGCUUCUUCGACUGUCGCAUCACAAAGCAGCAGUGAAUCCAACAAAAGUCAUCCUUCCAUGAACGAUACGUCGGUGUUGUCUCGAAUUCAGAGCUCAGUCGAACAACGUGCCCCUGAAUUGGCCGUCAGUCCUGUAGUGUCAGUUGCUCCGAUAUCGCUGAUGGCUCGCAUUCUCGAGGGUAGAAAGAGGCCCACGGAAGCUGAACUGGAUGAGGACGAGGAUGACUGUUCAGAUGACGCACAACCCGAGGUGUCUCCAAUCGUUUGGCCCAAUUCCGUCAAGACAGAAUCUCCCCUCGCACCCGCUCCCUCGGAUGAUGUUUCACUCAAUGCAACUGUUGUGGAAUCACUCCUCAAGGAUAUCUAUAUAGCUGUUUGUCUCCCAAGCGAGAACCCGUCUCUUUCUACUCUCACCCCUACCGCCCCUACCGUCCCUACCGCAGCGCCUGCGGGACAUGUCUUUGCUAUGCCAACUCUUCCAGUCCUCCGAAGAAAUCGAGGCUACUCAUCGAGCCGGUGUAAGACUUCCAGUUCAGCGGAUCUGAUCGAUCGACCCAACACCAGAGAAUAUGCCUCCCGGCAGUCCACUCGCACCAUGCCCCGUCCUCGCUUAUUUCAAACUUGUCGCGACAUUAUGUCACAAUCGGACCCGGAUCGCCAUCGAACCGACAUCCAGUCCAUCUCGAUGAUGCUCAAGCAUUCGCUCGAACAGGGUAUGCGCAAGAUCCAGGACGCUGCCGCGGAAGCUCAGGCAAAGUCGGAGACGAAAGCGGAGCCCAAGGUGGGCUCGGUCAACUUGCAAGCGUGGGGUGCUGUCAUCGGCAACGGUAAGGGCCUUUUCCGUGAAUCGCCACGCAGGCAGCGGGAGUUGGAGCGAGUCGCUGAGAGACGGCACUUCGUUGAAGAGACGUAUCGCGCUUUGGAUUUCCCAUCACCUCCUCUUGGCUGGGACAAGUCGUCCCAGGUGAUUUUGGACAAGCUCACUCCCGAGAAGAGUCUGACCAAGACUCGGAGCAGCAAGGCUGAAAAGCGCUGGCCUAGCGAUCUUGACAACACUCUUGGAUGUGAUUAUUGUCGCAAGACUUACCAGGAUCAAGCAGGAUUAGCGCACCACAUGGAGCGAUGUACCAUGGCACAGAUGCAAACAUCCAUUGUCGCCGAUAUGGAUGGCGAUUCGACAGCCUCAGAAACAGAGGACCAACGGAUGGCGCGAUCCCCAACGGCUCUACUGGAGAAAAAGGCAGGACUUAAAAUCAUGGACGAGAUCUCUGAGAACGACGAUGAGGAAGAAGAUGACGGAGGCGACGAAGAGGGUAUCAUCAUGUGUGUCUGUGGAUCCAAAGAAGACGAAGGCGCCAUGAUACAAUGCGACAAGUGCGAGGUAUGGCUUCAUCUCGAGUGCCUGGAUCUCUCAGAGGAUGACGUCCCUGAAGAGUACUUUUGCCCAACAUGCCAAGGCUUGCCCACACCAAGCACUGGCGGAAAGUCUUUUAGACACAUCCCUAGCAAGGCCUCCGAGAGAUCUCGCAGCCAGACUAAAGCUGGUCGACCUCGCCGCAAACCGGAAAGUCAGGGAGCUUCGUCAGCCAAGGGCAGUCGUCGAGUUGCUCGAUCCAAACCAGUCCCUCACUGGAUGCACGUUCGACAGGACACCAAGAUUGAGACAAGUAGCGACUCUGAAGACACUUACUCGACAGGCACAGAUGAAGAUGAGAGUCAGCAUUCACAGGAGAGAAUGGGUUCGCCUCAAGUGACCCUGAACCAUGAUUGGAGAUCUGUCGGUCAAGGCUCAGGAAACAUCCUGGGGUACGACAGCGAGUACAUGAACACAUUGUUUGGUGUCUCUUCCUCCCAUACCGUCUUCAAGAAGUCAAAGGCACCCGCUCUGAUGUUGAAUGGAUCUUCAAGCCAAGAAGUACAAGAAGAGUUGUCGAGCAAUCUCUUGUCGACCGAUCUUGGUUUCAAUGACCACGAGGAGAUCGUCUUUCCCGGAGCAUCCAAUCGUCACACGAUUAUGGGGCCCAACUUUGACUCGGAAGCGCUCUUUGACCAAGGUUACAUCGGUGGUGCUGAUUCCCUCCCUUCCAGCCAGAACUUGGGCUCUGACGACACCAUCGACUCUGAUGGCCUGAGAACCCCGAUUGACCUUUGGCGCGACACGGACCAACGUGACCAAUGGGUGUCGAACAGCUAUGGAGAGGUUAUUUCGGAGAAUGCAGCCGAGUUUGGUCUCGAGAGCAGUGCAUCCGUGGGCACAGAGUGCAAGAGCACAGCUGUGGCCGUAGGACUGGAACACUACCCUGAACUUCUCACGAACAAUGUGAUUGACUGGUAUUGCGAUCAGGAUCUGCUUCCUGCCGAUAACUUUGACAUUGAUGGUCUUAUUGACCUGGAAGCUGUAUCGACGCCUGAGGAGAAUUAA
Molecule: messenger RNA, 3246 nt
Organism: Linnemannia hyalina
Lineage: Eukaryota; Fungi; Mortierellomycota; Mortierellomycetes; Mortierellales; Mortierellaceae
Source: the annotation of a GenBank genome assembly